Molecule: messenger RNA, 723 nt
Organism: Hylaeus volcanicus
Lineage: Eukaryota; Metazoa; Arthropoda; Insecta; Hymenoptera; Colletidae
Product: translation initiation factor IF-2-like
Exons: 1
Coding region: 1-723 (240 amino acids)
Source: RefSeq, a predicted model, not a curated record
AUGGUGCGCCAGCUGCGGAUUGCAGCGGCCACCAUCAGACACGCUGCCGUCGAACAGGCGAAGCGUGUCAAGACCUCGGUCCGGGAGGUGGAGCUGGAGCGGAUGGUCGCCGAGCUCAGGGCCCGCGUGACCGAGCUGGAAGCCCGGCUUGCGCGGGGCCCGGUCGCGCCUGCCGCGUUGCCGUCGGUGCCGCCGCCCGUCGAUCCGGCAGUAUCGGUGCCGGUGCCCCCUUCGCGGCCGAGUGCGUCCUCGACGGCGAGGUCGAGUCGGCCUGCUGCCUCGAGGCCUGCGCCCGCCGGUCCGUCGCGGAAGCCUGCGAUGGGCGGCGCGACCCUCGCGCCGAGCGUGGACGUCGAGGGCCUCAUCCGUCGCCUCUGCGGCGAGAUGGAGGUGCGCCUGGGGGCGGUCUCGCUGGCGGCCGCCGCGAGCGGGGCUCCGCAGCGGGUGCCGCGGGCCGCGCCGUGCCCUCCUGCGGGUCCCUUCCAACCUGGCCCCUCGGCGGAGGGGAGCCGCCCCGGGACAGUCAGCGGGGAGCCCGCGAAGAAGAAGAGAGGCAGGAAGAGGAGCGGGAAGAAUCAAGUGGGUGGCGCCGCUGCCCAUCCUGCUCCGGCCUUGCCGGGCCGAGACCGGCCCCGUGCCGCGCCUGCCCCGGCUGCGUCCCGGGCGAGUCCUCCGCCUGCGCCUAUCGCGCCCUCCCUGACCCGUCCGGCACCUGAGACAUGA